Molecule: messenger RNA, 589 nt
Organism: Pezoporus flaviventris
Lineage: Eukaryota; Metazoa; Chordata; Aves; Psittaciformes; Psittacidae
Gene: SDHAF2
Product: succinate dehydrogenase complex assembly factor 2
Exons: 4
Coding region: 1-489 (162 amino acids)
Biological process (GO): tricarboxylic acid cycle; mitochondrial respiratory chain complex II assembly; protein-FAD linkage
Cellular component (GO): mitochondrion
Source: RefSeq, a predicted model, not a curated record
AUGGCGGCCGCCGGGCUCUGCUCCCUGCCCGGGAGGGCUCUGUGCCGGCGGUGCCUGGGCCCGGCGCUGCUGCAGCGCGGCUACCGAGGGGACUCCCCGUCGGAAUCCGGGAAGGAUUUGCUGGAGAUCCCAUUGCCCCCAUGGCAGGAGCGUCCGGACGAGCCCCUGGAGACCAAGAGAGCCCGGCUGCUCUAUGAGAGCCGCAAGAGGGGGAUGCUGGAGAACUGCAUCCUGCUCAGCCUCUUUGCAAAGGAGAACCUGCACCACAUGAGUGAGCACCAGCUGAACCUCUACGACCGCCUCAUCAAUGAGCCCAGUAACGACUGGGACAUCUACUACUGGGCCACAGAAGCAAAGCCCACCCCGGUGGAGUUUGAGAGCGAGGUGAUGGCCAAGCUGCGGGACUUCGCCAAGAACAAGAACAGGGAGCAGAGGCUGCGGCAGCCGGACCUGGAAUACCUCUUUGAGCCCCCCCGCUCACAACAGUGAUGCUGCUGCCCUCCCUGGGGCCUUCCUCCUCCUCCUUUUCCUCCUCCAGCAGCUCCUUUGAACUCUCAGGUUGUGCUGAAUAAAGCUGUGGCUGCUCCUG